Messenger RNA from Alligator sinensis (Chinese alligator), 9756 nucleotides. RefSeq names its product pyroglutamyl-peptidase 1-like protein. The transcript has 8 exons. The coding region runs from base 610 to 1278 and encodes 222 amino acids. Gene Ontology annotation, cellular component: cytosol. Gene Ontology annotation, biological process: proteolysis. The record is from RefSeq and is a predicted model, not a curated record. Lineage: Eukaryota; Metazoa; Chordata; Crocodylia; Alligatoridae. Gene Ontology annotation, molecular function: pyroglutamyl-peptidase activity.
AAAAAAAAGAAAAAUGAAACCAGAAACUUCAGGCAGUACUGAUCACACAUCUCUCUUUACACUUUGAAAGCAUUACAUGAACCCCAAGUCAUCUCUGUCAUGUGAAUCCACACUUGUUUCUAUCUGAUGAAGUCUUUUUCACUGUCCAAUAGAAACCUGGAUUUUUCAGAAGAGACUGGAGGGAGGGGGAGGAAGGGAGUGUCCCAAAUGAAGCAGAUUACCACAGAUGCAUGAAUUAUGAUACUGUUGUUUGGAACUGAAAGACGACCAGAUUUCACAUUCUGGAGCUAAGUUUCAUGGAUUCAAAUUCCAACACUGUGGUUGUGACUGUAGAUUAGGUAUCACCAUAUUUCUUCUCUGUAAAUGGAGUGGAACAAGCAUGGAAGGUGCUAUAUUGUCUACGUGGAGCAGAGGAAUGCUUUAUUGUGCCCCCCCCAGCCCUGCACAUUAGUGGGUAUGAAGGAUCUUCCACAGGCUGCAUUAAUGGUACUUCUCCAGCACCUUGAAGUGUAUCCUGUAUGUUGUCCAUGUCGCAGCUCUGCACAAUAAGGUUUUGGUCCCUUUCGACAAUACCUUGUAAACUCUAGCUGGGAAGCAGUGAAGGAACAUAUGUACAGCACAAAGCGAGGGAAACCUGUACAGCUAUACCAUGCAUGGGGAGAAUCGGUGGGGAACGUACCAGUAGAUGGCAACUUGGGCAGCAGCAACCACGAGAUGACUGAGUUCAGGAUCCUGAGGAAAGGAAGGAUGGAGAUCAGCAGAGAGCUGUCCAAGAUGGGCCUUGGUAGUGACAUAGAUCUUCAAAUUGUGCAACUGCCCGUGUCCUACCAAAAAACAAAGGAGUCAGUGUGGAAGAUUUGGACGACUCUCCAACCACUACUUACUGUUCACACUGGGCUUGCUUCCUCCUCCAAAGCAAUCAUCAUCCUUGAACAGUGUGGGAAGAACAAAGGCUACAAAGAAAAGGAUGUUUGUGGGUAUUGCCCACAAGAUGGCUGUUGUCUGUUAGAUGGCCCGGAGCGACUUGACUCUACAAUUGAUAUGAAAACUCUCUGGAAAACUGUAGCUGUGGAAGGGAUUGACAUCCUCUUCUCCCGAGAUGCAGGAAGGUACAUCUGUGAUUAUACCUAUUACACCUCUCUGUAUUAUGGCAAUAGAAGAGCAGCUUUUAUCCACGUGCCUCCAUUAUCCAAGUCGGUAACAGCAGAUUUUCUAGGAAGAGUAUUACAAUUAAUUAUUUUAGAGAUGUUAAAGCAGUGUGGGAGAAACAGAGAAUAAGGAGGAGGGUUUACAAGAAGACACUCAAAUUCUGCACAGCAAUACCUCACCUGAGACAACCCUGAAGAGUUUAGUAAAAAAAAAUACACACCAUUUUGGAGGAUAUAAAAAGUUGUAAAAAAUCAUCUUUAGCGAUAUUUCCAGAUACAAUUACAAAAAAAGAAAAAAAAAUAUAUAAUUUGUUAGAGGAAUGUAAAUGAUUGGUGCUUUAUUUAGCUAGUGGCCAUAAAUUAAAUUUAGUCUAGAGCUAACAGUACCAGGAAAGCAGCACUGAUGGCUAAACUGCCAUUUCCCCACGAUAUUUUUUAUAUCAUAAUGAAAAGGUAAGAAACAAAUUGCUUUAAAAAGCUUUUUAGAAUGCUUGUUCUCGGUAUUUGAAAACUAGGCAAGCAGGCAUCAUGCAGCCUGCAUAGUUUCCUUAAGGAACUCCACUGAUGCACACAUUUAAGAUUAUAUACGAUUUGUAUGAUCACAAUAUGCUCCCUCUUGCCCUUGCCCUUCCAGCUGCAGGCUAGUAGACAAAUUUAGCCAUAUGAGAUGGACAUGUAAAAAACCUGCUUUUUGUGAGCGAUAGUCACAUGCAUUAUAUGGAUAUUUAAAAUCACUUGUGAAUGUUAUCAAGCCAACUGCAAUCCUCUCCCCAAAAGCACACUUAGGAUUGAGGCACUUUAGAAAAAUACUGUGAAAUAAGCUACUAACCACAUUCAAAGUGCCAUCGCUAUUCUCCCCUUGUUCUGCACUUAAAAGGCUUAUUGCAUUUGGGUCUGUUCUUUACUUUAGGAAUGCACUUGCAGAAGAAAUACCUUGAAAAGGCCAAGUCACCCUAUGUGCUUUUGAGGAAAAGGCUGCAGUUUUAUCCAAGGAGGGAGGACAGCAUCACUUCUGCAGUGAUGCUGUUUAUUUGCAUCUACAGUAGACUGUGAAGUUGCUGGUGGCAAAUUAGGAUUACAGCAGACUUUUGAAAUGAAUAAAGUAAUGAUUUAUCUGGAUUCAAACUGCGCAAGGCCACUUACCCCAACCUCCUGGUGGAUAUAGCAUGACAGGGCAGAGGUUCUCUCUCAGGUAGGACGGUCCCAAGUCAUUUGUCAGCAUAAUCAGUCCAAAACCAACAACCGGAAUUGCCCCAGGAAAGGCAGUUGAUGGAGUGCAGCGUCACGUGCUGUCGUGGCCUAUAACCGAAUUGUAAAGGUAGGCAGGGUGCCAAAUUCUACUCUAGCUGCAGUUUCACAAAGGAGUAAGGGGUCCCUCUUCUAUGCUACAGCGUUCUGCAAUCCAAUCUCAAGGCAGUAAGUGGCAACAAGGUCUACAGCAGAGAUGCAGCCAUAUAUGUAAAGGAGAAAAAUAAAUGUGUUGGGGCUGCCAUUUGCUCAUCUAAAAACAGCUGGGAAUAAAAACAGCCCCUAUAUUGUAUGCCCUGGUAGCAGAAAAUACAAUGUUUCCACAGCUGCUUUCAGGCCAACAUACCAUCCGCUCUAAUUAGGAACCGUGUCCACUUCACCUUGGAAAUCUGAACUUCAUACAAUGCCAGGACAUGAUCAUGCCUCAAGUGCACCCUCUACGCCACACCGUGGCUGAAACCUGCUAACAUGGGUCUAGAGGCGUGAAAAGGCAUCAAGAUCCCAGCCACUGCCCUGCAACCACCUUCUCCAAAUGUAAGCAGGCGAUUCAUGAGUAGGUGUGGGUGAACACACUGCCAGCACCUGAAGACAGCUCUGAGCUCAGCAUCCAUCAGAUUGGCACUGUACCUUCUUCAAACCACCAGCCAAGGAUCCCACUGUCCAUCGGGACCUCAGCAGCCAAGAACAAGGUCCAGAAGCUGGAACUGCAGCAGGGAAGACCACGUACAUUAAAUAAAAGGAAGCCUUAAAAAAAGCCGACUAGCCUUGCGCAAAAGGAGUACUUACUUUAACUGGAAUGUCUUUAAACAGAAAUUAAAUGAAAUUCAGCUUGUAUGGCAGAAAACCUGUACAGGCAGAAGUUUUAAUUUUCUGGGACUACAGUUUCUUUGGGUGAGUUUGGGAUAACAAACAAAGUCAGAAGACGGACAAAUGCAUACAGAAUUCUUUUAUUUAACUUAAAUCAUGUAGUACUGUAACUACUAGAAAAAAGCAGAGUAAGAGAAACUAAAGGAGCCUUAGCUUCAGCCAUUCAAAAUAGACAAAGUUUCUUUUUUCAUAAUGUAAAGAAUCCAGAGUAUAUCGCAAUAACAGGAAUAAAUUCUUACAACAGAAUAUACAAAAACGUUUUGAAAUUUUAUCAUCUACUGAUUCAUUUUAUAUAAACACAGGAAUUUCUUUAGGAAUAAUUUACACACAGCAAGUCUUUUUAUGUAAUAAAUUGGCCAUGUUAUUACUGUUUUAAUUUUUUUUUCUCUUUUUUAAAAAAAAAUUAUUUUUUUUUUGUUUUUUUUUUUAAACAAGAAAACUUGGAAAAUGUUGUAUUUGCAACUGCAUCAGUUCCAUUGCGCUUUCUAGUUUUGUUUUUGUCCCAGAGGUAGACAAACUCUGGCCAAUCCUUUCCUCUCAAACCUCACUGGUUUAGAAAACAGAAGGUUGAUUCUUAAAAUGCAUCUAAACCAUCAUUAACCCUUCAGAAGGUGGGGUGGAAGGUGUAACGUUCAAUCUAAUUCAGAAGGAAAAUGGGAUCUUCAGUAUUCUUAAAUAAAAAUAAAUAGGGACCUUCCUUGUUCGUUUCAAAAGACUUUUAAUGGUGUUAGGUAUCUAUAUGCGCUGUGUAGGUUGCAUACAAAAAACCAUCAUUUUAAAUUAUAAGAAAUCUGUAAACAUACUUUUAAAAAAUUCAAUAAUAAUUAUGAAAACUGCCUUUCGUGAUGCUUUUUACGCAGUCACAUUCUUUAACCCACCUGGCAACCAUAAAAUAAGCCCUGACCAACAACCAAGACUGCUUAGCAGCAAUACCUAUUCUGUUUCCAUAACCAAUGAGGUUCUUGCAAUCCAUCAAGUUAACUGCACUGUACAGUAAAGUGAAAUGACCAGUUAAGAUGAUCCCACCCAAACCAGAGGGUUCUGGAAGACCAGGAUACUGAAGAUACAGAACACUUCCCCAACCUCUUUAUUCAUUUCCUAUACACUGGGACACAAAGCUUGAGAAAAAAGGGAUGAACCGUGAGUUGAAAAACUUAACAAUCUUUUUUGGCAUAUUGUAAAGCUAACUAGGAAACUGGUACUGUCAAAAAACUGAUCAGACAGACACACCCACACACAGAAAAGUGCCUUUAAAUUAUAUUUUAGGCAUUUAUAAACUACAAACAUUUUAUAAAAUUAUUCUAUGUACUUACAAAAUGCAAUGAAACAUUUAAUUAGUUCUUGUAAACCAGAUCUUUGUCAACUGACUACCCGUAAUCUACUGGACUUAAAAGCCCUAUUGAAAAUGCUAAUGGUUGCUAAUCAACGUAACACAUACAAAAAAAGAUGCACACAUGCGCGCGCACACACAAACUAGUGAUAGUCACGUGGUACUUGCAAAACAGACUGAUGGAAAGUUGAGACACUGCAACUCAUACCAACCAAUGACAACAUCUGUAAACCUCUGGAUAAUGAACCGACCACCGCAGAUGGAAGCCAAGAGGUUUAUUUACAAGUACCAAAUGAUUAGGAGCCGUUAUGCCUGAGCAUUGAUGUCAUCCCACAUCCCAAGCUCAGGGAACCCGAGCACUGUGUCUUCGUACAUAGCAGUUUCCACCCUCGUUUUUCAGCAUCUCUUGCCAUUAUCCCUUAAAAUUCUCAGUGACCUGGUUGUGCUCUUAAAUCCACACAGAGUAAUUUAAAAGUGCCUCGUCUCAGAACAACCCGUUUUCUGAGCUUAGGCACCAGCUGAAGCCUUCUGGUCUAGUGACAGUUCUGUAUCUUCAGCACCUCUGGUCGCUAGUGUUUAACCUACAUAUUGUCCUUCCUUUAUAACUCUGAUCUGCACCAACUACUUGGAGCUGAGUUGUGAUAUCUGGCUUUUAUCACUGGUUAAUAAGGAGUGGAUCUCUCGCACCUUCCCCUGCUGUUGCUUUGCCCAGUGAUUAAAUACAUCUAUGACAAACAAAAUAAAACAGUAACAGAAAAAAAAAAAAACCAUUACUUUUACUAAUGGAAUGAAAAGGGGUUUUAAAAAAAAAAAUACAUCAUAUAUAUGAAUGAAGUUAUACCACCAAUAGGCGUAUUGUUCAUUUAGACUUGGAUUGCAUUAAAACAACCCUCAGCAGUUCCCAGAGGACCCAACAGCAGUUCCAUCUGGUGACCAGUCAUCCUGGGCAAACUGGGCUACUUGUUUUUUUAAAACACCAACAGGAGCAUCAGUGCGAACGAAUCUAGAGUCAUACAUCACUUAAAACCAGCUUUACCGAACAGAGGCGUCACACCGAGAAAGAGGCUUGGUGGAAACACAGGCUGGCCUCAAGUUUUCCAUCGGACUUGGUUUCUAUGUAUAGUUUAUCAUCCCAACAGAAGAAUGUCAUAUCUAGUACCAAGCGUGUGACAAUUCUGUAUUUACACAAGUCACCUUCCUUUGCAACCAAACCACCUUCUGUACCACUGGAAAGGUUUAACAAUGACAAAGUCAGGUGAGAAGAAUGGCCAAAGUACUUGAAAUCAAAGCUUCUUGCUCCCUUAGUGAUGCCAACUGGUUAUCGUGUUGUAUUACAGUAUCUUGGUACCCUUUGUCAGAAUGCUUGUUUGGGGGGUUGGGCGGGUUUGGGGGGGUUGUUUUCAAUUCUAAACACAAAUUGGGUUACUAACAAAAAUGUAUUCAAGCACAGCUGAAGUUCUAAAUAAAUUCUCCAUACCAGGCUAGCCAGUGGUCUCUCAGGAAAAGACAGCAUUGCAAAACCAUUUUAUUUCUAUAUCAAGCCAACAUUAAAUUUUCAGGUGUUCACAUGCAUAGACAAUGUGAUUUACUGUCAAAGGGAGGUCUCUACAUGAAGAACAUUGUGGAUAAAGCUAUUCAGAAUGCACACACACAAAACAACAAGAAAAGAGCGGUGGGAACCAAAAAUGGAAUUAGCCUAGAAAUGUGAACACAAUGGUAUAAGAUAAGGUGGUUUGGUCCAAGAGAGCUGACUUUGUCAUCACACAUGCAUACUUGUAGUCACGUGACUGCCUUUCAUUUAAGUGCUUUUGAAAUGUUUAUUUAUGAUGGGCACUACUUUGUUACUGUUUUUUCCUAAUUUUUUAACCACCUACGUACAAUUAAAAACCAAUAACUUGGACAGUUUUAACAAAACCCUCAUAGCCAGCUGAAAGAUCUGAGGAUCUCCAGUUGUGGAAAUCAGUAUGUGCAAGAGAGGGGAGCGGUCACUAGACCAGAAGGUCACAGGGAAGUUAAGAAAAUCCAAAAACAAAAGAAAACCCAGGGAAUCUGAAAUUCUGGUGGUUUUCUGGGGUUACAGGGAAAUGCUCCCUCCAAAGACAAACUCUGCAGUACUUAACCGCAGCACUGUAUACUCAAGAGGCCAUGCACAUCUCAAAGUAGCCAAGCACCACAUUAGUCAGAUACCACAACCAACACCUGCAUGAACAGCUGCCAGACUCAGAAAAAGAGAAACAUUAUACAUCAAGUUGAUGGCAGGCUGCUUGUAAACCAGUCGCACACGGUCGGAGGGAAGUUACGAUUUGAUGGCUGGUCCAUCAGCACCCACGGGGCCGACGUGCGUGGAGAGGGACUGCAUUUAUACUGGCACGGUCAAAUUUUGGAUUUUGCCUACGUUUUGAGAAAUCAGUGUUCUCACCAAAAAACAGCAGCAAACGUAAAAGAUCCAAAGUUGUAAACUCAGUCUAGUAUUACUGUCAGGUAGCCCAAGAGAUUUUUCACGGUUGGAUUGAUCAAGGAAGAAGGCUCCAAUUUAUUUUUAGGCAAUGAAACACUCUGAUGUCCCUUCUGGUGCUUGUGGCAUCUGAGAAAAAUUGGCAGCAAUGACUUAGCCCACUCGAUAGGAUUAACAGAAAGGCCAUUUACCUCGGUCUAGCCAGCAUGGACCUUCGAAUAUUGUAAAUAGCUACUUUCUGUAACGAAGCUGAUCAUUCAGAGCUCACGUCACAGCCAGUGAUGGCUCUGCUCAGCUUGAUGUAUUACACUUUGAUGAACUCUGAUUGCAGUGACAAUGCAUUCAGUCGCUUCUGAGAUUCCUCAAAGAAUGGGCGUCAGAAGUCAGACUCCUCUCGGGUGUCUCCCACCCCUACAAAUCAAUACAUCUUCAAGUGGAGAAAAUACUAGCAAAAACAAGUGGGGGGCAGGAGCGAUGGACAAUAAUUUGAGGGGAGGAAAAAAAAAAAAAAGCUUCUGAAGUGACCUUCUGCAAUAAGUAGUGACUGCUCCUCUCCAAAACCUAGAGUGUGUGGUUUGUGGAGUAAGAGGUUACCAGUAUUAACGGCGUUUAUUGGCUGCUGAGAAAUGAGAUGUAUUUUUUUUUAUAUAUAUACACAUAUAAAAAAAUAAGAGUGAGGUAGAUAAAUGUUUGAAAAAAAUCAAAAACUGUCCCCCUGUCAUACUCAAAAACCCUUAUCUCAGUAUUUAAAUUUAAUUAUGGGGCAUCUCUACAGUGAUUUAAACUGAUAUCACAAAAUAAAUAAAAAAUCCUACAUAGAAUACCUUCUUAAUUAAACUUUUUUUUGUCUUUUUCAUUUUUUUUUUUUUUAAAGGGAAAAAUAACUAUGGGACAGAAGCAAGAGAAGAUAGCGGGACCUAAAACUACACAAGCAAAAUGCACUACAAACAUUUUUUUUUUAAACCUCCGGUCACAACUAGCAAUCAGUAUAUUUUAAUUCUUGUUCUUACUCAAAAAAUUUAAACAUUUCCAUCCCAGGACAACCUCUACUGCCAUCAUUUGGUUGAAUCAGUGCUAAACAAGGGUUUACAUGCUAUAACUAAAGUUAAGAUGAGUAAUGGGCAUGGCUCCUUGGUUCUAGACGUCAUCAUGGCCCCCUCCAUCACUGUCCCACAGUUCACCAAGGCUUCUGGAACUGAUCGAGCAAGCAAAUCUCCCUCUCAUUGUGGAGUUUGGUCUGAGCAAUGAGCUUGUACUCGUACAAACUUCAGUAGCUGCCAACAUUUCUCCGUUUGCUAGCAAAUUUGGCAGCCCCCAGCCACUAGAGAGCACGCUGGCCCUCCCCCCACAUGAUCUGAACUUCAUGUCAUUGCAUUUGGAGAGCUCGAGCAAGGUAUAGCCCAGAACGCGGCCCCUGAACGUUUGCUUAUUGGGAAGGCGAGUGGCUAGGGGGCUGCUGGGUCAAGGCAUUUUAAAUGGCCAGAGUCUCAGAAAACCCUGGCACCAUCAGCAGCAACCAAUUUAGCUGUUGUUCAUGGGAUGGAAGGGUUAAAAUAUUCGGUUUUAGAAAAUAGUGACCCAAAAGCCUGGUGUCUACUGUUGUACCCAACAAUUAAAAAAAUGUGCGAGUGUGCGUGCGUGUAUCUGUGUGUGUGUCACAACCAAAACAAAAGGCAAGGGAAGGAGGGGGUGAGACUCUUGUACAAUGAUGAUUAUGAACACUGAACAAGAAUGUACUAAAUAUUUAACCUUUUUUUUUUUUCUGACCUGAGUUUGUAUCAUGCCUUGCACUGUAACAGACUCGAGUGCUGUUUGGGUGGAGGUUAGCGGGAAGGAAGGAGGCUGGGGAAUUAAAAAGAACCACCACGACACAGUAUCGCGGGAGUGCUACCAGUCAUGCGUCCCCCUUCUCCUCCGAUCCCUCAAGAGCCCUGUAACCCACACAGCCAAGAUGCUGGAAAACAACUAAUGGGAAAAAAAAGGAGGAAAUGUGUUUAUAAAAAGGCAUUAAACAGUUCAUGGCAAAUCAUAUGAAAGGUAUCCAUUACUGGGAAGGAGGAAGUAAAAGUUACACACUAUAGUACAAAGCAUAAGAAAUUUGUCGGAAAAGGGGGAGGGGGGGAAGGGAAGGAGGGCAGACCUGAAGGUUUUCAUAGAUUAAAUCCACAAAGAUAAAGAACAAAAAAAAUAGCAGCUUCUUUCUGUACAGACAUAUAGAUGAGUAUCUGAACCGUAAAAAAGUUAUAAAAGUGACACAAAAGACAAUGUGUAUGCAAAUGAUCCAUGGUCUAACAUAGAACUGCAAGACCCUUCGAGAAGUCUUAAUAACAGAGAGAAAAGGGCAACAAAGCGCCGGAUGCUUGAAUCCGCUUACUGCUUUCUGUCGUCUCCAAUUUGUGUGUUUCUACGUGCGCUUUCCUGCAAGCCUGCGAAGGAAGGCAGGCUGCCACGACAGAGAUCCCUUCCGGUUCGUCUGUUUACUGUAUUGAUUUUUGGCGUGCGAUUGACUUUUUGCACGAAAUGCGUGUGUUUGGCUCACCACUGCCAGUUUUGUCCAGAAUUCGUAAGGGUGGGUGUUGGGUGCAGGGGUGGCGGGGAGGGCUGAUUCUAAACCCCACCCCAGCUUCUCCAUCAUGAGAAAAAAAAUUCGUUUUUUGUCCAGUUUCAAAAAAAAAAAAAAAAAAAAAAAAAAAAAAAAAAAAAAAAAA